AUGGGCAAACUCGACGGCAAGGUCUGCAUCGUCACGGGCGCAUCGAGCGGCAUCGGCCUCGCCGUCGCCACGGCGCUCGCCGGCGAAGGCGCCAAGGUCGUCAUGGUGUCGCGCAGCAUUACCCAGGAGAAGGCGAGCGCGGUGAAGGGCGACACGGUCGCCGUCGCCUGCGACGUCGUCAAGCGCGGAGACGUCAAGGCCAUGGUCGACGGCGUCGUCGACGCGCACGGCGCGGUCGACGUCGUCGUCAACUGCGCGGGCGUCAUGUACUUUACGCUGAUGAAGAACCUCAAGUACGACCAGUGGGAGCAGACCAUCGACGUCAACUGCAAGGGCACGGUCAACGUCUGCGGCGCGGCGCUGCCCCACAUGCUCGGGGCGAAGGCGGGCCACUUCGUGAACAUCAGCUCCGACGCGGCGAAGACGCUCUUCGGCGCGCUGACGGUCUACAACGCGGCCAAGGCCUUCGUCUCCGUCUUCAGCAAGGGCCUCCGCGCCGAGUGCGUCGGCACGGGCCUCCGCGUCACCGACGUCCAGCCCGGCGACACGGCGACGAACCUGAUCCAGCGCAACGACGACGCCGAGGCCGCCGAGAAGAUGGGCGUCACGGUCGGGGCCGUCGUCGGCGGCGGCGACGUCGGGCCGGCCUGCCUCGCGCCGAGCGACGUCGCCGACGCGGUCCUCUACGCGGUCACCGCGCCGGCCCACGUCGGCGUCCACGAGCUCCUCAUCGAGCCCCGGGACCAGAUUUUCGGCGACCCGACGUCCAUGAACGCGUGA
Aureococcus anophagefferens is the source of this 780-nucleotide messenger RNA. RefSeq lists its product as hypothetical. The record is from RefSeq and is a predicted model, not a curated record. The transcript has a single exon. Bases 1 to 780 code for a protein of 259 amino acids. Gene Ontology annotation, cellular component: endoplasmic reticulum. Gene Ontology annotation, molecular function: oxidoreductase activity. Gene Ontology annotation, biological process: fatty acid elongation. Lineage: Eukaryota; Pelagophyceae; Pelagomonadales; Pelagomonadaceae.